AUGGGAGAUCCAAUUAAACCAUCAGAUGAUUUUCAAGCAUGGCUUGAAAAGCAUGGUUCUUCCACCACCAGACCAAUUGUUGACAGUUUCUUGGCCCAAUUAACUAAGGAAAAGUCACCUAAAUCCCUUUUUGGUAUUGGUUACUGUUUUGGUGCUAAGUACUGUAUUCAAAAUUUGGCCAAGGACGGAUACUUUACAGCUGGUGCAGUUGCACAUCCUUCUUUCGUUUCGGUCGAAGAAGUUGAAGCUGUUACUAAACCUGUAUUGAUUUCUGCUGCGGAAACUGAUAGCAUUUUCCCAGAAGAAUUGAGAAACAAAACUAUUCAGAUUUUAGCUGCUAACAAGAUUAGAUACCAACUUGAUUUAUUUCUGGGUGCAUCUCAUGGUUUUUCAGUUAAAGGUGACCUCAGCAUUCCUGAAGUUAAAUAUGCUAAAGAGAAAGUUCUCAUAGACCAAGUUUACUUUUUUUCUCAAUUCUAG
This is a messenger RNA of Debaryomyces fabryi, 480 nucleotides long. RefSeq lists its product as uncharacterized. Bases 1 to 480 code for a protein of 159 amino acids. The record is from RefSeq and is a predicted model, not a curated record. Gene Ontology annotation, molecular function: hydrolase activity. Lineage: Eukaryota; Fungi; Ascomycota; Pichiomycetes; Serinales; Debaryomycetaceae. The transcript has a single exon.